AAAAUGGUAAUAUAGAUUAGAAGUGUCAAUAAACCAAUAGACCUUUCCGGGAUUUGAUUCAGUCUGAUGUCAGGCUUGUAUUGACAGCGGUUAAUGAUUUGAUGGAAGUGCGUCUGCUGAGCUGACGGGACAAAGAGCAGAACAGAGAAACAGCUGCAGGAGUCAUGAGGGUCCUCGGUGUUUUUAUCUUCACGUGUCUUCUCUUCCAGACCGCUGAAUGUGAUGAUGAUUCCUUGGUCAUCACUCAAUGUCGGCAUCAGAAUUACACACGGCUGUCUUGCGCGAAAGUGUUCUGUCCACCAUGGAGGCGAUGUAUCGCGGGACAGUGUGUCUGUAAGAUGCCGUACAAGUGUCCACGGCAGGAUUACCACGCGUGUACGCUGGACAGAUCCGAGUAUUACUCCAUGUGUCAGGCCAAAGCCAUCUCCUGCAGAUCCAACAAGCCCGUGUUCUCUCACAUCAGCACAACCUGCAGAGCGGAAGAGAAGGUGGAAGUGACUGUGCAGGACUCUGGCUCUCAUAAAGUGGUCAUGAUAAACACAAGGUUGGGAAAAAUGUUUGUAUGUGGCAGUGACUGGAAUAUGGCUGCAGCUAAUGUUGUUUGUCGAAACCCUCUGAAUGUCGACAGAGGAGCGGCGGCAGUGAGUAAAACCAAGUACAGGAUUCUUGACAAAGAUACUGAAUGGCCAACGAAGUGUAUGAGUGUUCGCUGCACGGGAUCUGAGCUCUCAUUGGCAGAAUGCACCAUCUAUAAUCCCCAGCCAAUCACAGAAAACACUGUGGCCACCGCAAAGUGUUAUAACGAACCCAAAGGCGAAUGUAAGAAGUUCCUCUGUGUGAACGGGAAGUGUUUAAAUAAAGGAAAACCCUGCGAUGGUGUUGAUGACUGUGGAGACAACAGUGACGAGAUGUGCUGCCAAAGAUGUGAUAAAGAAAGCGAAGCGUUCCACUGUAAGUCGGACGUCUGUAUUCCCCGUCACGCCGUCCGAGAUGGAAUCAGGGACUGUCUGGGAGGAGAAGAUGAACUGGAUGAAAAUGACAAACCAGUAGAGAAUAAUCUGCAAGAUUUGUUUUCUGAUCCAAUGUCUGAGAUCAGAAGAAUUCGUUCGUCUGCCGAGAGCCAGCUAGAGUGUGGCAUUCCCAAUAUGGAGUAUGAGUACAAACAAGAGGACGAUGCGACUUCCCAUCUACGCAGGAAACGCAUAGUAGGAGGAGAAGAGGCCUUACCGACUCAGAUACAGUGGCAGGUGGCCAUUCAGUACGAAGGCUCGAUCCACUGUGGAGGGGCGUAUCUGGGUGGCUGCUGGGUUUUGACCGCCGCCCACUGCGUCAGGCCCAAACCAAAGUCCUACCGAAUCAAGAUCUCCCUCUGGAAGAAGCACCGCAAGCAGUCGACGACAGACAGCAUCCAAGUGAAGAACAUCAUCAUCCAUCAUGAAUAUAACCCACAAACCUACGCCAACGACAUUGCUUUGGUGCAGCUAGAGAAGCUGAGUCUUUCGGACAAGUGCAUGCAGGACAACCCUGCGGUCCGAGCCGUCUGCGUGCCCUGGUCCACCCAACAGUUCCAGCCCAACGACACCUGCACCAUAUCCGGCUGGGGCCACGACAGAGCGGGAGUAUCAUCAGAGACUCUAAAAUGGGCAAAUGUGACGAUUAUUGGUGACUGCAAGAAUUAUUACAAGGACCGUUUCCUCCCUGGAAUGGAGUGUGCAGGUGACCUGGAGGGGAAGGUGGACUCGUGUCAGGGUGACUCCGGAGGGCCGCUGGUGUGUAAGGACGCGUCUGGCGUGUCGUAUGUGUGGGGAAUUGUGAGCUGGGAUGAUAAAUGUGGUGAACCCAAUUAUCCUGGCAUCUACACUAAAGUGGCACAUUAUUUCGACUGGAUCCGCUUCCACACAGGCUGGGCGGCUGUAGCCAAAUAUAACCAGUAAAAUGAACUGGUUAACAUUUGCCGAUUGAUGUUACUAUAUGUGCUUCUGAACUUGUUUGUUGUUGCUGUUAAAAUGCUGAUUAUACAUUUAUCAGGUGAUUUAAAAGCUCAGUCCUGUCUCUUUGUUUCCAUGCGUUUUGUAGUUUGGUGCGUUUUUGAGAAAUUAAAUGUUUUAUGUUGCAUUUCUGAUGUGAAUUUCCAAAUCAGAUUUUAAACCACAUAGAAAUGUUGUUUAGAUUUGAAAAAACUGGAUUCUGUCAUUUUUUUUUCUUGCCAAUGCAAACAUGUGUUUAUAUAUAUCCUGUAAUCACAUAAAAAGACCUGUUUUAUAACCGACUGCUUGGAAAAAAAACACUUCAAGCCAAAUUUCUUAUACACUGAUCAAAUUAGUGUUUUGUAGCAGUUUACUCUUUCUACAUAUUUCAAACUUUGAGAAUUCUAUGAAAAUAAAAUAAAAUUUUCAAGAAGAAUCAGUUGCACACCCAGGCACAGAAGUUUGCUAGGUGCUGUUCAUCCAUUUGAUGAUCAGAUGGCCACAAUACAUUUUACAGUAUUCUAAUAUUAUUUUAUAUAGUAUUAUUAAUCUCAUCUGCAACCUAUGUGACUUGUCUUCAAUAAAUUUAAUGGGAUUGUUCUCUCAAAAAUAAAAACUACUCGCCUUCA
Molecule: messenger RNA, 2596 nt
Organism: Ctenopharyngodon idella (grass carp)
Lineage: Eukaryota; Metazoa; Chordata; Actinopteri; Cypriniformes; Xenocyprididae
Gene: cfi
Product: complement factor I
Exons: 12
Coding region: 165-1934 (589 amino acids)
Biological process (GO): proteolysis
Cellular component (GO): membrane
Molecular function (GO): protein binding; serine-type endopeptidase activity
Source: RefSeq, a predicted model, not a curated record